This is a messenger RNA of Mus musculus (house mouse), 8189 nucleotides long. It is a transcript of the gene Rfx1, whose product is annotated as regulatory factor X, 1 (influences HLA class II expression). The record is from RefSeq and is a predicted model, not a curated record. Gene Ontology annotation, molecular function: DNA-binding transcription factor activity; DNA binding; sequence-specific double-stranded DNA binding. NCBI's taxonomy places the organism in Eukaryota, Metazoa, Chordata, Mammalia, Rodentia, Muridae. Gene Ontology annotation, cellular component: nucleus; nucleoplasm. The transcript is spliced from 22 exons. Bases 3933 to 7154 code for a protein of 1073 amino acids. Gene Ontology annotation, biological process: regulation of DNA-templated transcription.
UGUUUUGUUUUGUUUUGUCUUGUUUUUUGAGAGUGUUUCUCUGUAUAGCCCUGGCUGUCCUGGAACUCACUUUGUAGACCAGGCUGUCCUCGAACUCAGAAAUCUGCCUGCCUCUGCCUCCCGAGUGCUGGGAUUAAAAAAGGUGUGUGCCACCAUACCUGGCCUCUUAGACCUUUCAUUGGCUGACAAACAUUGUUGGUCUAGUUGGACCACAGCCUGUAAGGCAUUCUAAGAAAUCCCAUUAUAUAUAUAUAUAUUCUCUAGAUAACCCAAAUAUAGACAGGGUCUCACUAUCCUGGAACUCCUCAUGUAGAUCAGGCUGGCCUUGAAUUGAAAAUAUAAGAGAUCUGCCUGUCUCUCUGCUUCUUGAGUGCUGGGAUUAAAGGUAUGUACCACCAUGUCAGGCUAGAACACUUUAUUGAUUAAUCUCUCUUUUAACAUCCAUCCUGUGCUUUAAAAAAACUUUCUUCCAAGAUGCAAGGUUGUAAUCUGCUACCCAACAGCGUUCAGGCGCAGGAGUAUGUGUGUGUUCAAAUGGAGGGCAGAGGGCACCACUGGCUGUCAGUCCCCACGCAUGCUUCUCAGUGGCAUGGAGCUCAAUGACUCGGUGAGCUGGCCAUCAAGCCUUAAGAACCCUCCGCUCUUCACUUUUCCGGGACUGACAUCACAUUCAGAUCCGCUUAUUCACAAGGCAAGGGAUUUAUCCACUGAGACUUCCCUCACAUCCCUUUUUUUCAUGUUGGAGAUAAAUCCAGGCCUUGAGCAUGCCAGGCAAGCUCUCUACCACCGAGUCAAGCUCCAGACCAAUGCCUUCUUGUCACUCUCUAAUUUGUGUCCCCACCCCCUCCACUUCCUGUGAACUGGUGCACCAGCUGUGUGGGCGAGAGGCUCGAACCAGGCCCAUGUUCUGGCCGGGUGUGUCACCAGAAAACCACUAUGAACUUCCUUUUUCAGUUGAAGAAAUUCUUUCUGGCCUCGAUUCUGCCUGUUUCAGAGUUCAGGGUCUUCUGGGAGCUGGGGAAUGAUGGGAAGUACAACCAAGUCUUCUAGGUCCCUUCGCACAAGCAUUCUUCCUGUAAUCUGGAAACUCAAGUCUUCACAGAAGUGGCAGUGGGGUACGAGUGAAGCUCCCCUGCCAGCUGAGGUGUGCUUCUGUGCCCUCUGGCCUGGAUGUCUUUCAGUGCUUGUGGGUUCUUGGGACUGGGAACAGCUGUGUUUCCUUCUGCUGAAGCUCACACUUGUGACAUGGGAAGCCUGACCAGGGACACAGCUGGGUGCUGCAUCUCCAGGUGCAGGUGGGGCAACCCUAUUCCUUGGAGCCACCAUGUAUGUGUUCACCUGUCACCAGGGAGAAUGCUUUAGUUGCUUGGGAUGUUGCAUCUCUGUAGAAUUGCCCGGUAACCAGGUGCAUCCACCAGAUGUGGGCAUCCUCUUUUAUUUUUGCAAUUCCCUGUCUCAUCUUGUUUUGUGGUAUGGAGAUGGAACUUCUGGUCUCAAUUAUGCCUUCUACAUGUCCAACCCCUCAGUGGGGUAUUCUGAGACUAUCCUACAGCUGGGCCACAGAUAGAGCCUGUAUGGUAGACUUCAGGCAGGUGUUCUGUUGGUGAGCUACAUAUGUUCUCACUUUUUUUUUAAACUUUUAAAAGCAUGUUAAGAACAAUUACAUUUUUUUUUACGUGUACUGGUAUUUUGCCUGCAUGUAUAUCUGUGCAACAUGUCUGUGUCUGGUGUCCUCAGAAGCCAGAAGAGGGUGUCAGAUUCCCUGAAACUGGAGUUACAGGUGGUUGUGAGCCCAAAUUGCCUUGUAGAUUCUGGAAACUAGUGAUCUUAACUAUUUGAGAUUAUUCUCGACCCCUUCCUCUUACUUUUAUGUUAACAACAGCUCUCACAUAGGCUGGCCUCAAAUGUUCCAUCUUCCUGCCUUGGACUGCAGAGUGGUCCAGGCCUUCCUUCUACUAGGUUUUGUGGUGCAUGCCCCACGCCCCACAUUUUGAGGGGCUCUCCUCAGAAAAUAAUGGUCACAGAAGCCUCUUUCUCCCUUCUCUCUUUUCCAGUUAGAGCAACUACAGGGCCUGUCUAAAGCAUGACUCUGUUUAUUGAGGUUCUGACAUUAUAGGUAAGACAAAGGUAGACACUUGUCUGUUUCUACAUGUAUAAUUCUGGACUUUGCAUAUGAGAAGUAUGGGGAUUGGGCUCAGAAAGGUGGAGUCACUUUGUCCAUAUAACACAGCAGAGCUGGAAUGAAGGCUCCAAGCUUUGAGCCUUUCUCCAUCCCCAACUCUAUAGGUUUUGGGGUGGCAAAACUUAAGGUGUGGUGGUACACCCCUGUAAUCUCUAGUGCUAGGAGGUGGUCACCAUCAACUUCAGAGGUGGUUUGGAGCCAGCCCUGCCUCUAAAACUUUGUCUCAAAAAAACCCAAAAAACAAAACCAAAAAAAAAAAAAACCCAAAAAACAAAAAACAUCGUUUUGAGCUGGGACUUGCUCUAUAGCUCAGUUCUAAGCAAUCUAUCUGCCUCAGCCUGCAAAGCAGCUGUGUCUACAUGGCCACUCUACCCAUCUUGGACAUUUUUGUACAUUUUUUAAGUAGACAAUAGGCUAUUAAUCAAUUGGUAAAGCGAAAGUGGUUACUAUAAAGGAACUAAUUAACAUAUUCAUCAUCUCUCUCACAGUUAUUUAUAUUCCCUAGUGGAAAAAGCAGUUAGAAUCUCAUUUAGAAAAGAAUCCUGACUCAAUAAACAAAAAUAUUUGAACACAGAGCCACUUUCCCCUAACCUAGGUGCCAGCAGAAUGACUGCAUUUGUUUGACAUUUGGUUCUCCGUGCGUCUUCUUUUUCCCAUUAAUUGAUAUUUUAAAAAACUGCUUUAGAAUAUUAUCUUGAUGAUUAAUUUCUGAGCUCGAAGCACUCACUCCCUUCGGAGCUAUUUCUGUUUCACCUUCUCCGGCUGCAACUGACCUAUCUCUUGGGGAAACUGAGGCCCGGAGCGGCGGGGAGCACUGGGGAUAAACGCCGCUGACCUUUGCUUAUCGUCUUCUCAUUAAAUGUCUGCUGGCCAGAGACCUUUUCACUGCCUGAGUGGCCGAGAUAGCGGCGCGGCCAGGCUGUGACCUUUCCGGGGCUCCGACUAGAAUCGUACCAGCCGAUUUCUCUCAACCCUCUUGGACCAAGAGAACGCGCCUGUGAAGUCAACGAAUUCCGAGUUCGGCCUCCGCCGCUGACGUCACAGAAGGGCAGCACAGAGUCGCUGCGUUCCUUGGGGGACAUGAGCGCCAGAGGCAAGAGAGUGGCCCAGCAAGGAGGAAGUCUUGAGGUUUUCAUCGGUACGUAGGACCGAACUACAACUCCCGACGCCCCGUGGACCUGUGCAAGAGAGCGCGACAAACUUUUGGACGAGAUUGAUCUCUCGUUAGUCCAACCAGAGAGCCGACUUUGGAGCGGCAUCCCACCCCCUUGUAAUUCUCAGGGCUGCUUCCUCGCGCGAGUGACGGGCUUCGCUUGCCUUUUAGGGUUUAGCUUUCUCUGACGGACGUCCGAACUGAGGAAUCGGAGCUCGGUGAAGUCGAGAGGGUACUGAAAAGCGUGGAUGGUAGCCAAUAGCAUGCUGGAAGCGCCCAGCGCCGUCCAAUCGCUGCCCUGGAGGUCCGCCCUGGCGUGUGACGUAGUAGGGUGGGUAGCAACAGUUGCCCCGGUGAGGGAAACGGAGGCGCCAUAGCCACGGUAGUCGUGGCGACCAAGCAACCCAGCAACGCCAGUCAACAACAACAACUGCGGCCGCCCCCCACCCCCACGCCCCCGGCCCGGCCUGGGGACCCCGGCGCGCUCGGUCCCCUCUGCACAGCGCCCACGCACCUCCUCAAAGCCUUCCGCGGACACAAGUGCGGAGAAGCCGAGGAAGAGGAAAACCGCCUUAUUUAUUAUCAUUCACUGUUGGCAUGGCAACACAGUCCUAUGUUACUGAGCUACAGGCAGCCCCACAAGCAUCCCAGCCGCCACAGGCCCCGCCCCAGGCCCUGCCCCAGCCACCACCCCCAGCAGCACCCCAGCCUCCUGCUGCAGCAACCCCCCAGCCCCAGUAUGUCACCGAGCUGCAAAGCCCCCAGCCCCAGACGCAACCUCCGGGCAGCCAGAAGCAGUAUGUGGCAGAGCUCCCUGCUGCCCCUGCACCCUCACAGCCUGCCACACCUGCCCCAUCCCCUGUGGCUCAGCAGUAUAUCGUGGUCACCGUAUCGGAAGGUGCCAUGCGGGCUAGUGAGACUGUGUCAGAAGCCAGCCCCAGUUCCACGGCAAGCCAGACCGGUGUUCCCACCCAAGUGGUCCAGCAGGUGCAGGGCACCCAGCAGCGGCUGCUGGUCCAGGCAAGUGUGCAGGCCAAGCCAGGCCAUGUGUCCCCCCUGCAGCUUACCAACAUUCAGGUGCCACAGCAGGCUAUCCCCACACAGCACCUGGUGGUGCAGAGCCCAGCACCGGGCACUAAGAGUGGCCAGGUCUCCCUGACGGUGCACAGUGCCCAGCAGGUGCACUCUGCUCCUGAGAGGUCACCAGUGCAGGCCAACAACUCCACCAGCAAGACAGCUGGGACUCCUGCGGCCACUGUGCAGCAACUACAGGUCCACAGCGUCCAGCAGAGUGUCCCUGUCACCCAAGAGAGGUCAGUAGUCCAGGCCACUCCACAGACCAAAGCUGGCCCGGUGCAGCAGCUGACUGUGCAGGGACUGCAGCCAGUUCACGUUGCUCAAGAGAGCUCAGGCAGUCAGUUUCCCGCUAGGAAGGCAGAGCAGCAAGAAACCCGGCCCACGCCGCCGCCGGAGCCGCCGCCCCGGCCUCCCGGGCCUGGGCCAGUGUGCUGCGGCGAGGUCUUGCAGCUAGGCAGCGAGCAGCAGCCGCUCCAUUACGAGCCGGGUGUGGAGCAGUGGGUGGAGCUGGUGGGCAUGCUGCCCCCACACCUGCUCCUGCCGCAGCAGAGGGUGGUCUUCGAGCCACAGCGGGGGCUCUCGGCCCGAGCCAGCCCCGACCUGAGGGUCAGGAUCCACAGAAUGCCCCAGGUGCUAGUGUUCGGCACCGCCCUCAAAGUACAGCAACUCCCUCAGGUGCCUGUCCCACACGUGUAUUCCAGCCAGGUGCAGUACGUGGAAGGUGGCGAUGCCAGCUACACAGCCAGCGCCAUCCGCUCUAGCACCUACCAGUACCCGGAGACGCCUAUCUACACGCAGACGGCAGGCACCAGCUACUAUGAGGCUUCGGGCACGGCUGCCCAGGUCAGCACGCCGGCUACUUCCCAGACGGUGGCCAGCAGCGGCUCAGUGCCCAUGUAUGUGUCCGGCAGCCCAAUUGUCGCCAGCUCAUCCAGCAGCGAGGCUGGGGCCAGCAACAGCAGUGUGGGUGCAGGGGGCAAUGGGGGAGGCGGCAGCAGUGGUGGUGGCAGUGGCGGCAGCAGCGGCAGCGGAGCAGGCACCUACGUGAUCCAAGGCGGCUACAUGCUAGGCAAUGCCAGCCAGUCUUACUCCCACACCACCCGUGCCUCACCAGCCACAGUCCAGUGGCUCCUGGAUAAUUACGAGACCGCUGAGGGCGUGAGCCUGCCACGGAGCACCCUCUACUGCCACUACCUGCUGCACUGCCAAGAGCAGAAGCUGGAGCCAGUUAAUGCCGCCUCUUUCGGCAAGCUCAUCCGCUCGGUAUUCAUGGGUCUGCGCACGCGCCGUCUGGGCACCAGGGGCAACUCUAAGUACCACUAUUACGGCCUGCGGAUCAAAGCCAGCUCACCCCUGCUGCGGCUGAUGGAGGACCAGCAGCACAUGGCCAUGCGGGGCCAGCCCUUCUCCCAGAAACAGAGGCUGAAGCCCAUCCAGAAGAUGGAGGGCGUGGCCAACGGUGUUGCCGUGGGGCAGCAGAGCACAGGGCUGUCAGACAUCAGCGCCCAGGUGCAGCAGUACCAGCAGUUCCUGGAUGCCUCCAGGAGCUUGCCUGAUUUUGCUGAGUUGGACCUCCAGGGCAAAGUGCUGCCUGAGGGUGUCGGUCCUGGGGACAUCAAGGCCUUCCAGGUCCUGUACCGGGAGCACUGUGAGGCCAUCGUGGACGUCAUGGUAAACCUGCAGUUCACACUGGUAGAAACGCUGUGGAAGACCUUCUGGAGAUACAACCUUAGCCAGCCCAGUGAGGCUCCACCACUGGCCGUGCAUGACGAGGCCGAGAAGCGGCUGCCCAGGGCCAGUCUGGUGCUCCUCUCCAAGUUCCAGCCUGUGCUUCAGUGGACCAAGCACUGUGACAAUGUGCUGUACCAGGGCCUGGUGGAGAUCCUCAUCCCUGAUGUUCUGCGGCCCAUCCCCAGUGCCUUGACCCAAGCAAUCCGGAACUUUGCCAAGAGCCUGGAGAGCUGGCUCACCCAUGCCAUGGUGAACAUCCCUGAGGAGAUGCUGCGGGUGAAGGUGGCAGCAGCUGGCGCCUUCGCACAGACACUGCGGCGCUACACAUCGCUCAACCACUUGGCGCAGGCGGCGCGGGCAGUGCUGCAGAACACUGCACAGAUCAACCAGAUGCUAAGCGACCUCAAUCGGGUGGACUUCGCAAACGUCCAGGAGCAGGCCUCGUGGGUGUGUCGCUGUGAGGACCGUGUGGUGCAGCGUUUGGAGCAGGACUUCAAGGUGACGCUGCAGCAGCAGAACUCACUGGAGCAAUGGGCAGCCUGGCUGGACGGCGUUGUGAGCCAGGUGCUCAAGCCCUACCAGGGCAGUUCCGGCUUCCCCAAGGCGGCCAAGCUCUUCCUCCUCAAGUGGUCCUUCUACAGCUCCAUGGUAAUCCGGGACCUGACCCUGCGCAGUGCUGCCAGCUUCGGCUCCUUCCACCUCAUCCGGCUGCUCUAUGACGAGUACAUGUACUACCUGAUCGAGCACAGAGUGGCCCAGGCCAAGGGCGAGACCCCAAUCGCAGUCAUGGGAGAGUUUGCAAACCUGGCCACCUCACUGAAUCCCUUGGACCCUGACAAAGAUGAAGAAGAAGAGGAGGAAGAGGAGAGUGAGGAUGAGCUGCCACAAGACAUCUCGCUGGCGGCUGGCAGCGAGUCUCCCGCACUAGGCCCUGAAGCUCUGGAGCCACCAGCGAAACUGGCGCGGACUGACACUCGUGGCCUCUUUGUGCAGGCCCUGCCCUCCAGCUAAGCCUGCCACCUCCCUGCACCCCUCCACCUGCCCAGCCUGCUGCUGCCCCUCCAGGCCAGGGGCCGGUCCUUCAGUUUUUGUGCUUCACUGUUACCCUCCCAGCACAUGCCAGAGCUGGAGAAGGUCCCUCCCCUUGACAGGGAAGGCUAGGAGAGUCUCCCUUCAUACGGGGCUGGUACAAUCAUGGGCGGGGCUGGGCAGAAACGAAGCUGCAAACCCUGACACAAAAGACGUGCCUUAAGGAACCUGCCUAGGUGUCCCUCUUUCCUGCCGCAGCUCACAGCUCUAUCCCCCCACCACCACCACCCCAGAGGGCAGCAAGCCAGCUCCUCCCCUGCGGAACUGUUAACUUAUUCUGCUCUCUGGCUUUGCACAGCCUGCUUGGGCAGGCGCAGGUGGGUAGCACCUUGGGACCCCCACCGUCAGCAGCAGUACCCCACUGCUCCCCUUUCUUGGUAUUAAGUGCAAUUAAAGCUGUGGGUGUUGCACCUUCUCCAGAGCUGGGUUCUCUUGGCCCCGCAGCCCAGAGAGGGGCAUAUUGUGAAGGGCCCCGGCCUCCAGCUUCCAAAGAGGAGCAUCUGGCUGGCUGCAGGGCCAGGUGCUCCAGACCCGAGGCCUCGCCCUGCGCCUUCCACCCCAUCAGCUUGUGACCGAAACCUGCUCCCAGAGAUGCUUCUCCUCUGUGCAGUGCCCCUGACCCCCGUAACUAUUGUGAUUAGUGAGUGCCGCUUGAGCGGAGUCAGUAACUUGUUGGGUUUUUUUCCAACCAUCAUGGCCUUAUCCGUCCCCGAUUUCUCAGUGUCUUCAAUCUGUGAUAGAUGUUUAUGGAGAAAAAGCAAAUCUGGCCUAUUGUAUAGAAAUCCCUAUUUUGUGUGCUCCGCGUGCUCCAGCUUUUGGGGUGGUCCUGCACACUCCCCAUGGGCCUCCCUUCCCAGUGCUCAAAGUAUCCACGCGCGUGGUAGUUUAGUGUGCUGUUUUCUACCUUUUGUAGUCUUUCUUAAAACAAUAAAUACUGCUGUGAUCUUUGUCUACUGA